AUGGCAUUAGCCAGCGGACACUGGCUGGAGAAAGAGAUGAGGGGAGAAGCCCCAUGUCCCAGUGUUGUGAAAGGAAAGCUGUAUCUGUUCGGAGGAGCGUCCAGCCCUGAUGCCACUGAGUGUCUUCCAGGAGUCUACAGCUUUGAUAUAGUGUCUCUGACCUGGGAUCACUUAGAAAUCGGGGGGGUGGCCCUCCGAACCCUCAGACACAGCUCUGUUGCUGUAGGAGACAACAUCUACGUGUACGGAGGCAUUCGGGAAGGGAAUCCAAUCGACGAUCUCCUGGUCUUCAACACAGUGUCUCUCACCUGGACACCAGUGAAAACUAGCGGAUCGUUGCCUCCUGCCCUGUAA
Molecule: messenger RNA, 354 nt
Organism: Cottoperca gobio
Lineage: Eukaryota; Metazoa; Chordata; Actinopteri; Perciformes; Bovichtidae
Product: rab9 effector protein with kelch motifs-like
Exons: 4
Coding region: 1-354 (117 amino acids)
Molecular function (GO): protein binding
Source: RefSeq, a predicted model, not a curated record